AACGUACCACACAAGCCCAGUUCCUCGCUAGCCUUUUCCAGCUAGCUUCCCAAAAUACCAACGUGAAUCCCCCUUACUUGUAUGGAAGCGGUCAGCAUCUCCAGCGAGUUUAUUACUUUCAGAGUUAAAGCUGCUCGUUUUCAGUCUGCAGCUGGGUAAACUUCACUCUGUUCCCUGAAUUUAGGUCCAUGUUCCUCCGUGACAAUGAAGAAGGUUUUACUACUGUCACUGCUGCUGCUGAACAUACAUCAGGGUAUAGCUGCUCCCAAAGGCGUCUCGGCCAGCCUCAAAGCCAAGUGGAGCAUGACCCCUUUCCUCCUGGAGACAAGUGAGUUUAUCGCAGAAGAUGGAAGUGAAAAAUUCUGGAACUUUGUUGACACUGUAAAGGAACUCACUGUUUACAAGCAAGGAGAAUCCGUGCGCUCAUAUUACAACUUGAUUAUCAAAAAGGCAGCUCAGUUUCUUACACAUCUUCAAGUGAACCUCCUCAGAUUUUCUCUGGCCAUGCGGUCCUACUCGCCAGCUGUUCAUGCAUCUCAACAGAUAGCCAGCGAUGAGCCUCCCCCUGAGGCUUGUCCUGCCUUUGUCUCGAUUCAUGGUCAACAUAGCUGCAGCACCAAGGACAUCAAGAAGCUCCUUAAGGAGGCAGCAGGCAGGCCAAAACCAUACUUGUAUAAGAAUGAUCACACAUAUCCAGCAGUCAACAAAACUGAUAUGCCUGUUGUGAUCCUCUAUGCUGAAAUCGGAACCAAGAAGUUCAACUCAUUUCAUAAGGUGCUGUCGGAGAAGGCACAAGAGGGCAAGCUUGUGUAUGUUUUGCGGCAUUUUGUAGCGAAACCAAAACCUCAAAAGGUGCUUUUAUCAGGAUAUGGUGUUGAGUUGGCCAUCAAAAGCACAGAAUACAAAGCUGUGGAUGACACAAAAGUUAAAGAUUCAAAGGUGGUUAUAAAUGCUGAGGAAGAUGAGAAUGAUGAAGUACAAGGUUUCUUAUUUGGGACAUUAAGAACAUCUCACCCUGAGCUCCAGGAGCAACUUGGCGAACUUCAAAAACAUCUGCUGGAAAGUACUAACGACAUGGCCCCUCUCAAAGUGUGGGAGAUGCAAGAUUUAAGUUUUCAGGCUGCUGCUAGAAUCAUGUCUGUGCCUAAGUUCGAUGCUUUAAAGGUCAUGCGAGACCUCAGUCAAAACUUUCCAAGCAGAGCAAGAUCACUGACAAGAGUGGCCGUAAAACAGGAAAUGAGAAAAGAAAUUGAGAAGAACCAAAAGCAUCUUGGUGAGACAAUGGGCAUCCAGCCAGGAGACGGGGAGCUCUUUAUAAAUGGACUACACAUUGAUCUAGACGUUCACAACCCGUUCAGUAUUUUAGACAUCCUCAGAGGAGAGGCCAAGGUCUUGGAGGGGCUUCAUAACUUGGGCAUUAAGGGAGAACAUCAGGCCAAGCUGCUUAGGUUACCUGUGAACACAGUGGAUGACAGCUACGCCUUAGAUAUCCGACAUCCAGCUAUAAUGUGGAUGAAUGACAUUGAAAAUGACCAGAUGUACCGCAACUGGCCAGCAAGUGUGCAGGAACUUCUCAGAGCCACCUUUCCUGGCGUCAUCCGACAGAUCAGACGUAAUUUCUUUAACCUGGUUCUGUUUUUAGAUCCACUGCAAGAAAAAACUGUUAACCUGGUGAAACUAGCAGAGCUUUUCUACAAGCAUAAAAUCCCCCUGAGAAUUGGAUUUGUGUUUGUUGUCAACACCAAAGAUGAGAUUGAUGGCUUCUCAGACGCAGGAGUGGGAUUUUACCGGCUGCUGAAUUACAUCGCAGACGAGUAUGAUUUAUCCCAGGCUGUGAUGUCUAUAGUCUCAAUGUACAACAAAGUAGAUGUGGGGGAAACAUUAUCUGCCGACAUAUUAUCUGCAUACCUGAAGAAGAAAUACCCAAAAGCCAAUCAAGAAAGGAUUCUGGGAGCAGAUUCUGAAUAUGAUUACAAAAGAAAGGACGGUGCUCUCUUCUACAGGAAGAGUGGGCUGGGUGCCUUGCCUGUGGCGUUAUUUAAUGGAGUUCCUCUGAACCCAGACGAGAUGGACCCAGAAGAGCUGGAGACCAUAAUCCUGCAGCGCAUAAUGGACACCACUGCUGCCUUUCAGAGAGCAGUCUUUAUGGGUCAGUUAACAGAAAGCUCAGAUGUGGUGGAUCAUCUAACGGAACAGGCUAAUGUGGUUCCCCGGAUGAAUCCGCUCAUUUUAAGCACUGACCGAAAAUACCUCGACUUGACCGGGAUGCCAGUUGUAGAUGAUUGGGAGGACACAACUAUGUUUUCAUACUUGGAGUCUAAAGACAAAACUGCUGUGAUCUCCAAAAGAAUKAAGUAUUUCACAAAUGGUGAUGAGGAUGGGAUGACUGCUGUUACCAUGUGGGUAGUUGCAGACUUUGAGAAGGUUUCAGGGCGAAAGCUGUUACUUAAUGCUUUGAAGCAUGUGAAGUCCAGUCCAGGCUUGCGUGUAGGGGUGAUAGAUAACCCCAGUGGAAAGCCCAGCGAAGAUAACACUGUGCUGUACAGAGCUGUCUGGGCCUCUCUCCUCACCCAGAAGAAUAAGGCUGCAGCACAGUUUGCACAGAAACUCCUAAAAGAGGAAAGCAGCCUGCUCCUCCAGCAAGGGACUAAGAUGAAGGACUUGGGGAUGGAGGGAAUGGACCUAGAUGCCUUUGAGAAAAAGUUCAACACACUAGAGGUUGAUUUUAUCCGCAGUCAGCAAAUGUUCUGUCGAGAUGUCCUGAAGCUGCGUCCUGGACAGCAGGCUGUGAUCAGCAACGGCAGAAUCCUCGGUCCGUUUGAAGAGCAGGAGGAAUUCACUAUGGAGGAUUUCCACUUGCUUGAGAGGAUUACACUGAGUGGUUCAGCAGAGAAAGUCAAAGCCAAAGUAAAACAGAUGGGGAUGAAACCAAAGCAAGCGAGUGACCUGGUCAUGAAAGUCGAUGCGCUGCUUUCUGCAGUCCCUAAAGGAGAGGUCAGAAGAGAUGUCGGUUUUAAAGACACCCAGAGUGUACUCCAGCUCUCGACACGUGAAAAUGAGGUGUUCUACGAUGUUGUGGCCAUCAUUGAUCCCCUCACUAGAGAAGCACAAAAGAUCUCCUCGCUCCUGAUCGUGCUUAGUCAAGUGGUCAAUGUGAAACUGCAGGUGUUUAUGAAUUGCAGGGCCAAGUUGUCCGAGUUGCCCCUCAAGAGUUUUUACAGAUUUGUUUUGGAGCCUGACGUGGCUUUCUUGGCCAACGACACGGCAUCUCCAGGGCCGGUUGCCCGCUUCACAGAGCUCCCAGAAUCCCCCCUUCUUACCCUAAACAUGAUCACACCGGAGAGCUGGAUGGUGCAGGCAGAGCACAGCCUUCACGACCUGGACAACAUCCACUUGCAGGAGGUUAAUGGGGUUGUAGCAGCAGAAUUUGAACUGGAGCACCUCUUGCUGGAAGGCCACUGCUUUGACCUGUCAACUGGCCAGCCGCCUCGCGGACUACAGUUCACUCUGGGCAUGAGUCAGGACCUGCUCAUGUAUGACACUAUUGUCAUGGCUAAUCUGGGGUAUUUCCAACUGAAGGCCAACCCAGGAGCCUGGAUCCUAAGAUUACGUAAAGGGAGAUCAGAGGACAUCUAUCAGAUUAUCACGCAUGAUGGAACUGAUUCCCCACCUGAUGCUGAGGAUGUAGUAGUUGUGCUAAACAGCUUCCACAGUAAGAUCAUCAAAGUCAGGGUGCAAAAAAAAGCAGAGAUGAUUAAUGAAGACCUUUUGAGUGAAACUAGUGAAAGCAAAGGCAUAUGGGACUCCAUAGUAAGGAGAUCUUACCCUUCCCCUGGAUCAAGACUGCAAUAUUAUGCUGUAAGAUCUAGUCUUGCAAAAAAUAUGUGCUUCUGUAGCAUCACAGGUGGUGGCUCAAAGAGGGAUGAAGGAGAGAAGAAAAAGGAAGAUAUUCUUAACGUGUUUUCUGUGGCCUCCGGUCAUCUGUACGAGCGAUUUCUGAGAAUUAUGAUGUUGUCUGUUCUUCGGCAUACAAACACACCCGUCAAGUUCUGGUUCCUUAAAAACUACCUCUCACCUUCUUUCAAGGAGACCAUUUCUCACAUGGCCAAGUCGUAUGGCUUUCAGUAUGAGUUAGUGCAGUACAAGUGGCCCCGCUGGCUCCACCAGCAGACGGAGAAACAGCGGAUUAUCUGGGGAUACAAGAUCCUCUUCCUGGAUGUUCUGUUCCCUUUAGCUGUGGACAAGAUCAUUUUUGUAGACGCCGACCAGAUUGUUCGGGCUGAUUUAAAAGAGUUGAGGGACUUGGAUUUACAGGGAGCUCCCUAUGGCUACACACCGUUUUGUGACAGUCGCAGAGAAAUGGAGGGGUAUCGCUUUUGGAAGAGCGGGUACUGGGCCUCACAUCUUGGACAGAGGAAAUAUCACAUCAGCGCGCUCUAUGUGGUGGAUUUAAAGAAGUUCCGUAAGAUUGCAGCCGGAGACAGACUGAGGGGUCAGUACCAAGCUUUAAGCCAGGACCCAAACAGUCUGUCAAACCUGGACCAGGACCUUCCUAAUAACAUGAUUCAUCAGGUGGCCAUUAAGUCACUUCCACAGGAGUGGCUGUGGUGCGAGACGUGGUGUGAUGAUGCCUCUAAAGUGACAGCUAAGACUAUCGACCUGUGCAAUAAUCCUAAAACCAAAGAGCCCAAGCUGAUGGCUGCAGCGAGGAUCGUGCCUGAGUGGGUAGAUUAUGACAAGGAGAUAAAAGAAAUGCUGAGACGAUUCCAGGAACAGACUCCAACCCCCUCACUACAUAAGAAAGCAGAGAACCGGCGGGAUGAACUUUAGCGUCUGCCAGAAGCAUGGUGAAGAGGAAGCAGGCAGCACCUUUUUGCACGCAGGCCACCUGUGAAGCUUGAAGACAGACAGUUCCAGCUAAACAUAGCUGUGGAGUGUUACAUCCCCAGCCGGAUGAAGAGGAUGUGAUAUUUUCAGAGAUGUCAUUUCUGCUUCUGAAGUCGGUAAAAAUCUCACAAACUCAGCACAGGAUUUAAUUGUGAAAGGGCAGCCAGAAACCCACGGCUUGAGGUUCUACAGCCAGACAGCAAUUAUUGGAGAGUCUUGGAAACACAAUGUUCAAAGCACCACAUCAUGUUUGUUUUAAGGGAAGCAUUUGGCAUAUGUUGCACUGUACUAGAAGAGAAGGCACAUUUCUAAGUAUAUUUCAGUAUUUAAAACAUAACACACACGCCUGUCUGGGUAUUGUUCUCUAUCUGAACCAAGUGGAGACGAUGUUGCCUUCGUCUGUAGUGCCAAACCAAAGUCGACUUAUUAGAUUUCACAAACUGCAUUAUAGACAGUCCGCCUUUUGUUGAACUCCACCCAUCUAUAACUGAUCACUCCUCACUUGGCAACUUCUACAAGCUGCAUGUUUCAGUAGUUCUUACCUUUUUUAUCUGCAUGUCUGUUUUCUCAAUAGCAGUUCACAUAUCAUUCACUAUUUCCUAAUAACACAACCAUAGAAAUCCCACCGCAGUUACCUGCUUUUAACUGGUUGUUUUUUAAGAUUUCACGGCAAAUUUUUUUGUCGCAUUUUAUAAAUGCAACUACAUCGGUUGUAGUAGGUUAUCUUUACAGGGGAGAGAAUUUAAACUUGGAAACUCGAGAUGCAUGGAUGGACAUAAUUAUGUAAGAACCAGUAUAAAGUGCUCCAAUUGGGGUGACUUACUUGGUAAAUUCUGAUUGCAUCAUGUAGGCAGCAGGGAAGGUAAUGCAGUCUUAAAAUAUGAAUUUUUUUUUAAGUUUGUUUCCUUUUCAAGACUUAGAAAAUACUUUGAUCCAGAUCCACAAUAUUCCUAUUGAAUAGUCUUACAACAUUUUUGUAAUGAAAAGCUUGAAGAAUGGCUUAAACUAACUCAUUCACGCAUUUAAACGUUAGAAGGAAUGUUUAAGGUAUUUUUAAUGUUGUAAAUUCCUCAACAGCUGAACUUGUAGAUGCCCCUGCAAUUUAGUAUCAACAAUUUUUUGUUUUACCAGAAUCUCUCAUUUUCAACAUCUGGAAUCCAACUAUAUGCACACAUUCAGAUAACUUUCAUCCAAAAACCAUUAUCAGUAGGGAGGAGUUUAUUUACCAGCUACUUAUGUGUACCGUUUCUUUAACUGCUGGUGUACGCAGAGUACGUGCUCAGAGAGAAGGCAGCCAACGGGGGAAACCCAAGUGUUUACAGAGUGGAGUUGGACAAAUGGUGGUCUGUCUUUGGUACUCGGCUUCAGUUUUCCCAAAGAAUCCUCAAGUCAUGUUUUUAUAGGUAGCAUGUCAAAGUUUAACUUAUUUCUGUGUUAAUUAUGUGACUUUUUCAAACAUCCAGUGAUUUUUGCCUCAGGAUUAAGAGAACGUGUUACUGCUCAAAUCAAGCCAACAUGUUGUGUUUYCACUUAAAAAAAUUAAUGUUUUUAAACAAGUUUAUGCAGGCUGCUCUCAGGACACCUUUGUUUUAUUGUAAAAUGUAAAAAAAAAAAUCAAUGUUUAUUAAUAUUAUGUAAUGAGAGGGUGGAUAAAAAAAAAAUAAACUUUUGCUAUAAAAUCUAAGUUCUUAUCUCACAGGUCAUCAGUGGAUGGAUGGAUUCAGUAAAGUAUGCAUAUUUCUAACUACA
Molecule: messenger RNA, 6636 nt
Organism: Poecilia reticulata (guppy)
Lineage: Eukaryota; Metazoa; Chordata; Actinopteri; Cyprinodontiformes; Poeciliidae
Source: RefSeq, a predicted model, not a curated record